AUGAGAACAACGACACAGCCACAGCUGAUGAAUCAUCAAAGGAAACAGCUGAAAAAGCCAGAAGAAGAUGAAGAUGAAGAUGAGACCACUGAAGAAAAACAGACUGCUGUAACAAGUGAAGAUGAAUCGAAAGAAGAGAUUGCUGAAGCCACCACAGCUGAAGGUGCAGCAGAAAGUGUGGCAGACACAAAUGAAAGUGACUCUGAGCAUGAAUCUGUGGUGGCAGGGGUAGUUGAAGACAUCAAAGAGACUGCUGCCACCAGUGAUGAUGAUAAUCCUCCAGAGAAUUUAAAUGCCACUACAAAUGAAGAUGAAACUGCAGAUGAGAAUGAUACAACGGGUGAUGAACUAUCAAAGGAAUCAACUAAAGAAGAAACAACAGAAGAUGAGCUUCUUGUAGAAAAGGAGACUGAUGAUCCAAGUGAGGAUGAACUUAGAAAUGAGGCUGCUGAAGCCACCACAGCUGAAGAGAGCACUAUGGCAGUCACAAGUGAACAUGAAUCUCACAAAGAUAAUGCUGUAGAAGAAGGAACAGGCACUAAUGAAGAAAAGCUUGCUUCAACCAGUGCAGAUGAGUCUGCAGAUGAGAACAACGAUGCAGCCACUGCUGGUGAUUUAAUAAAAGAAUCGACUGAAGAAGCAGAAACUGAAGAUGAGAUGGCUGGAGAAAAAGAAAGUGAAGAUGAUUCAACAGAAAAGACUGCUGAAGAUGAAAUUCCAGCAGAAAAUACUUGUGUGACAGCUACAAGUGAAAAUGAAUCUGACAAAGAAGAAUCUGCAAAGGCAGGGAUGGGUGAUGAUGGAGAAGAGACUCCUGCCACCAGUGAUAAUGAUUCUGCAGAAGAUGCCACCACAAAUGAAGAUGAAACUGCAGAGGAGAAUGAUGCUACAGGUGAUGAAUUAUCAAACAAACCAACAGAACCAACAGCAACAACUGAAGAUGAGACUGCUACUGAAAAAGAGAUGGACGCUGCAAGUGAAGAUGAAUCAAAGGAGGAGCUGGCAGGAGCCAACAAAGUUGAAGAUGAAAAUCUUGAAAAAGAGUCUGAUGUGGCUGCCACAUCUGAAGAUGAAUCUGACAAGGAUCGAGGCUGUGGAAGCAGAGACAGUUGA
This is a messenger RNA of Lates calcarifer (barramundi perch), 1113 nucleotides long. RefSeq lists its product as uncharacterized. The record is from RefSeq and is a predicted model, not a curated record. NCBI's taxonomy places the organism in Eukaryota, Metazoa, Chordata, Actinopteri, Centropomidae. The transcript has a single exon. Bases 1 to 1113 code for a protein of 370 amino acids.